Messenger RNA from Coccomyxa subellipsoidea C-169, 630 nucleotides. RefSeq names its product NAD(P)-binding protein. Lineage: Eukaryota; Viridiplantae; Chlorophyta; Trebouxiophyceae; Coccomyxaceae. The coding region runs from base 1 to 630 and encodes 209 amino acids. The record is from RefSeq and is a predicted model, not a curated record. Gene Ontology annotation, molecular function: oxidoreductase activity. The transcript has 4 exons.
AUGGCACCGACUUCACCGAAAAUCGUUCUUGUCACAGGAGCUUCGGGUGGUAUAGGACUUGCCACAGCAGUGCUGCUCGCCCAGCAUCCUGACAAGUAUAAAGUUAUUGCUACAGCUCGGAAGCCUUCCGCAAUCCAAGAGGUCGCUUCAGGGAGCAAGUUUGACGUGAAGAAACUGGACGUCACGGACGAUGCAUUGGUCAAGGACGUCGUCGAGUCUGUCAUUAAAGAACACGGAAAGUUGGACGUCCUGAUAAACAACGCAGGUUUCGGGACCCGUCUUACUGUUGAGCAGCAAGACCUCGCAUCGCAUCAAGCGUUGUUUGACACGAAUUACUUUGGCAUGGUGCGCAUGAUCCAGGCAGUGCUGCCCCACAUGCGCGCAGCGCAGAGCGGCCAGAUCAUCAACAUCACAUCGCUUGUCGGCUUCUCCGCUAUACCUUUCUGUGACGCCUACUCAGCCUCCAAGUUUGCGGUGGAGGGUCUGUCAGAGGCGAUGGCGCCAACCCUGUCAAAGUUUGGCAUCUCAGUGUCCAUAGUGGAGCCCGGCCCAGUGGCGACCAACUUCUCUGCCCGGGUGCAGCAGGACAUGGCAGCCACAGGCAAACCCAAGGAUGACGCCUACACGUGA